AUGGUAGUAAAUUUCACAAUCCAUGGUCUCUUUCCAAUGUAUUAUCUUAAUACUAUUGUUCCUCCCUAUGAUGAAGAUCAUGGAUGCACUGAUAUCCAACCCAUGGAUGAAAAUGAUAUUGAUCUCAAUUACCUAGAAUCUAAAUCGAUACUAGAUGAACUGAAUAUGUAUUGGAUCGAUGUUGUGUUCAACAAUUGGGUGGAAAAGAAUCUACGACAAUGGCGAAAACAAUUUAAGAAACACGGCAAGUGUUUUGACUAUCCUGAUCAUCCUUCAUAUUUUUUCAACAUGGCCUUAGCUUUUGUGAGGAGGGUCAAUCUUCUUCUGAUACUCGAUUAUGCAAGCAUUACUCCUAGCAAUAUAGAAUCAUAUCUUGCGUCCCACAUCAGAAAUAAUAUUAGUAAUGCUGGGGGAAAGGGAGUUCAAAUUCGCUGCAAUGAGGACGCCAAUGGAGUCUUGCAACUCUCUGAGGUCCAAGUAUGCUUCCAGCCGAAUGGUGUUGCUAUAGAUUGCGCAUAUGGUUAUAAUAACUGCAACGAGGAUGAUAUGAUAAACUUCCCUCUUCCUUAG
Tripterygium wilfordii is the source of this 570-nucleotide messenger RNA. Its product is annotated as ribonuclease S-2-like. The record is from RefSeq and is a predicted model, not a curated record. The coding region runs from base 1 to 570 and encodes 189 amino acids. Gene Ontology annotation, cellular component: extracellular region. The transcript has 3 exons. NCBI's taxonomy places the organism in Eukaryota, Viridiplantae, Streptophyta, Magnoliopsida, Celastrales, Celastraceae. Gene Ontology annotation, molecular function: RNA binding; ribonuclease T2 activity. Gene Ontology annotation, biological process: RNA catabolic process.